AUUAAAAAAAAAUAUCAGCUAAUCCUGGAUCAGUUAAUUGGCCAAGAUGAGGAGAGAAUAAGAUACUUGCUAAAAAAGUUCCGAAAUAUAGUUGGGACAAUUGUCAUUCUUGUUGAUCCGCUCCCGGCGGCUCUAAUUGCAAGCCUCCUCAAUAUCUCAGCGGAAGAUGUUAACAUCAGAUUAAAUUCGCUACAUUUAGUUCUCCACAUACCCGCCAACGAUACUCCUGUGAAACCCCUGCAUAUCUCCCUUCGCAACUUCCUUCUUGGUUCUCGGACACGCGACAAGACUCUGCUCUGGUUGGACAAGAGAGCAACUUACUAG
Molecule: messenger RNA, 324 nt
Organism: Lindgomyces ingoldianus
Lineage: Eukaryota; Fungi; Ascomycota; Dothideomycetes; Pleosporales; Lindgomycetaceae
Exons: 1
Source: RefSeq, a predicted model, not a curated record